AUGAAGUUCCUCGAGAUCCCUGAACUCGAUGUGUUGUCGAGCGCCUUGAGCAUGUCGACCCCGACAUUCAAGAUCACGACUCGCAUCGAAGCCUACUCCACCAAGCAGGUUUCGAAGGAGCGCAAGCUCUUCAAGACGCUCGAGUCGGAGCUCAUUCAGGACCUCUCGCUCUCGACGUCCGUCUCUCCGCCCGAGCACCACCAAGGCCUGCUCGACUCGGCGUUCGGCCCACUCGACAAGCCGCAGAGCCGCAAGACGCUCUGGCUCCUCAUCGGCCUCCUCAACGUCGCCUUCCCGGACUACGACUUCUCCAAGGUCCGCCCCGAGUCAUUCCGUCGCGAGGAGAGCCCGCGCGGCGUCUUGGCGUCGCUUUCGGCCGCGCUCGACCACCUCAGGUCGCCGACUGGCCAGAAGUCGUUCUCGUCCUUCCCGGGCGCAUCUGCGUUCGGCAUCCCUUCGUCGCCCUACUCAGACUCGCUCGCUCUCCCUGGCACGACUCCGACCGACCACGAAGGCCCUAUCGCGACGAACCCGUUCCUCCGUCAAGUUCUCGACCCGAUCAUCGACUUGAGCGAGUGCGAGGUCUACACCUACACGCCCGACAUCGACUCGGACCCGCACGCUGCCGAGAGCGACGACGAGGAUGAUGGAGAGGACGAGUCGUUCGAGGCGGACGAUGGCAUGGCGUUUGAGAUGGACGGCGUCGACGGCCACUCGGCGUACCCUGCCCGUCCAUCGACGCCGCUCGCCCGCUUCCCCUGGUCGGCUGGGUCGACUCGCUCGCCGAUGAAGAGCAUCGCGUCGGUCUUCCCGCCGGGCACGCCCUCGUCCGUCGCCGACUCGGAGGAAUACUUCGGCGGCGACAACGGCGAAGACUCGACCGGCGGCCUGUUGUGGAGUACCUUCCAGUUCCUCUACAACCGCAAGGCUAAGCGCGUCGUCUUCAUCAACGCCUGGGCUCGCACGCCACGCGAGUCGAGGGCUGCUGCGCACGCUGUCCCGUCCGGCUCGGCGACGGGCUUGCGCAGACCGGUCGACCGUGCCAUGUCCACGCACCUCAAGCGCAGUCACUCGGCGUCGUCGGUCGCCUCGAUCUCGCUCAACAAGAAGAAGAUCAAGGCUUAG
Messenger RNA from Rhodotorula toruloides NP11, 1125 nucleotides. RefSeq names its product mitogen-activated protein kinase Maf1. Gene Ontology annotation, cellular component: nucleus. Gene Ontology annotation, molecular function: RNA polymerase III core binding. NCBI's taxonomy places the organism in Eukaryota, Fungi, Basidiomycota, Microbotryomycetes, Sporidiobolales, Sporidiobolaceae. Gene Ontology annotation, biological process: negative regulation of transcription by RNA polymerase III. The coding region runs from base 1 to 1125 and encodes 374 amino acids. The record is from RefSeq and is a predicted model, not a curated record. The transcript has 2 exons.